This is a messenger RNA of Closterium sp. Naga37s-1, 2280 nucleotides long. The record is from the annotation of a GenBank genome assembly. NCBI's taxonomy places the organism in Eukaryota, Viridiplantae, Streptophyta, Zygnematophyceae, Desmidiales, Closteriaceae.
AUGGAGGGGCGAGUAGGAGAUGGACCGGGAGGAGCCGGCGCGUGCUUCCUUGGGGGGUUGCUUACCGUACUGGCGCCGACCUCUCGUCGCUCUUUCCGUUACGACGGCCCUCGACCCCCUCCUUCGGGGCAGACGCAGCCGGAGAGUGGCAGUGAGGAGGAGGAUGAGGAGGAGGAUGGUGAGGGCGAGAAGGAUGAGGACAAUGAGGGGAGCGGGGAUGACAGUGAGGCCGGGUGGGACCCAGAGACGCAUGGCGGUGGGGAGGGGGGAGAUGAUGAUGAUGAAGACCACGAGAUGGAUGGGUUGGAGCCAGAGGGGCGGGAGGAGGAGGUGGGAGAGGGUGGUAGAAGGGCGGCGACAGAGGCGGGAUCACAGCAUGUGCGUGAAGGGGGAGGGAGCGUGGGGGUUAAGUUGCCAGGGGAGACGUUUCCCCGUGGGGGCUACAAGGGAGUGCCGGAUGGCUACGUCUAUCAGUGGCCACAUGCCAAGACUUGGCCGCAUCUCGCCAAGGUGAAAGGGAAGGCGUCUGGUGGAGGUCAUGGGUCAGGCGGGAUCGAGCGGUUCAUGACAACCAAACUGACCUCGGUGCAGCUACGGCAGGCGAUCACGAAGCUGGUGGUCACCUGCGAUCUCCCCUUCCGCAUCGUCGAGGCCGAGGCUUUUCGGGAGCUUUUGAUCCUGCUAAACCGCAACUGCGCGCAGAAGAACUUCAUCCCCUCGCGCUGGACGGUUUCCCGCGACACUGUGGUCUAUGCGGCUGCCGCUCUUCAGGCGUGGCUAGUGGUAACUGGUCACUGGGUAGACGAGAAUUUCCAGCUGCGCACAAUGGUGUUUGAGUUCCGCGAGAUUCACGGGCGGCACACGGGCAAGCAGAUGGCGAGGGUGGUUGAGGAGACGGUGGUGCAGUGGGGGUUGGAGACAUGCUUGGCACACGUGAUCAACCUUGCAGUGAAGGCAGCUCUCGCUGUGACCACCAUCCGCAAGUUGUUGAAGAUUCUGAGAGAGAUGGCGUCGUGGAUAGGCUUCUCGCCGCAGCGCUCAGGGAAGUUCUUGGGCCUUCAGCGGACCCUGAACACGCAGGCCAACCCCGCCAAACCGAAGCCGGCAUUGAAGCUGGUGCAGGACAGUCCCACGCGCUGGGGGUCGACCCACGACAUGGUCGAGCGAGCUGGGGUUCUGCAGGAACCCAUCUCUGUCUUCUUUGCCCAGACACAGGGCUUGUCGAAGGCUGACAAGGCGAAGGUGGAGACCCUGCGACUGACGGACGCAGACUGGGCGACUCUGCAUGCUGUCAAGACGUUCCUCAGCCCAUUCGCCAUAGUCUCAAAGGCGGCGGAGGGAGCGGCGUACCCUACAGUGGCGAUGGUGCUGCCGUACUACAACGGCCUGAUCGACGCUAUGGAGUCGCGCCUUGCCAAGGGGCCAUCGGCUACGCUGAAGCCGAUGAUUGAGGCGGCGCUGGGUCUCUUGAAGAAGUAUGAACUGAUGUCCAGCAACAAGUUGUGGAUCGCGACCUUCCGGCACCCUUCCAUGAAGGCGGCGUGGUUCGACGACCCGCACUGGGAGACGCUGCAUCCCGAGACCGACCGGAGGGCGAGGCCUCGUCCCUCGUCAGGCGAGGUGAUCCAGCUGGUACGCGACCGCGUGACCGAGUACCAGGCCCGGGCUGCAGCGCUUGCACCUCGGCCGACCCCACUUGCCCCAGUGACGGAGGAGGAGGAGGGGGACGCGGCGGAUGACGACGAAGACGCGCAGUUUCUCCCUAGUCGCCGACGACUUGCGGCGCGUCUGUCGGCGAGCCAGAAAGUGGGGAGGGGUGGGAUGGUGCAGGAUGACGAGGUUAGCAGGUACUUAUCUGAGAGGGUGCGGUGUGACGUGUCAGCGUUGGAGUAUUGGCGCAACGCCAGCAACAUGCAGACGCAAAGGCGCAUGGCCCGGGAUUAUCUUGCCAUCCCUGCCACGUCCGCGUCGAGCGAGCGCGUGUUCUCCCUCGGCCGCAACCUCAUUUCCUGGAAGCGGCACCGCCUAGCCUCUCAGAGGACGCGAGCUGUCAUGAUUCUCAGAUCAUGGUACAGCUCACACCCUGGACAGAGGAUAGGCGAGGGCCGCCGUGCAAAAGGCGAGGCACCACCAGAGUUCGCCAUUGAAGGCGAGGGGGAGGAGGAGGACGACGAGGAGGAGGAGGAGGAGGGGGAGGAGGAGCAGGAGGGGGUGGGCGCUGGCGACACCACUGACGCGGAGCACGCUGUUGUUGGUAGUAGCAGUGGAGUUCAGGCGUAG